Molecule: messenger RNA, 1047 nt
Organism: Erigeron canadensis
Lineage: Eukaryota; Viridiplantae; Streptophyta; Magnoliopsida; Asterales; Asteraceae
Product: pentatricopeptide repeat-containing protein At1g62914, mitochondrial-like
Exons: 3
Coding region: 1-1047 (348 amino acids)
Molecular function (GO): protein binding
Source: RefSeq, a predicted model, not a curated record
AUGUGUGCUUUUGGUUUCCGUGUUAACAAGUACACUGCGGGCAUAGCCGUAAAAUGUUAUUGUCGAUUGCGUCUCUCAAAACACGGCCUUACAGUCAUGGGCUUUUGCUUCAAACAAGGUGUGGAACCUCAUGUCUCCACUUGCAAUAUGCUCCUAAAAGGGUUCAUUCGGGAACAAAUGACUUAUGAGGCAGAACAGUUGUUUCGUCUCAUGAACAGACGCCAACUAUAUGAACCUAAUUUAGUGACCUACAAGACUAUGAUUGAAGGGCUUUGUAAGGUCGGCUCUCACUAUGCUGCCAUUGGUUUGCUUAGUCUCUGCAAAGACAGAGGAAUGAUAGAUGAUGUUUACCAUCUAUUGAUAGAAAUGUUUUAUCACAAAGUCAUCCCACCUAACGUCCACACAUACAACUCUAUGAUCUAUGGCAUGUCUAAGUUAGGUUAUUGGGACGAUGUCUGUCUCAUGCUUAAAAGAAUGGAGAAUGAAAAAAUCCAUCAGGAUGUCAAAACUUUCAAUAUUAUUGUCGAUGCACUCUGCAAACUAGGUAAGAUAAAUGAAGCACAAGCCGUUAUCGACAUCAUGGAUAAGACCAGUGGUAAGCAUACACCUGACAUAGUCACCUACAAUUCACUUAUUGAGGCCUACGGUUGGAAAAAAGGGGAAAUGCGCGAAGCAAGGAGAGUUCUUGAUUCGUUGGCCUCCAAAUGCAUCAUACCGACUACUGUUACUUACUACAAGUUAGUGCUUGGGUUAAUGUUUGGCAAGUACAAAGAUGCAGUUGGUUUGUUCCAUCUGAUGGAUGGCAGCGGGAUGAAUUCAGAUGCCUAUGUGCACAUUAUACUCAUUCGUCGCGCAAUCAAAUGCCACAAGUUUGAUGACGCGAGGCGCUUUUUCCAUGACUUACUUGUUGCAGACAUAUCAGGGCAUAAAAAGAUUCAACGUGAAGCGAUAAAAUUUAAAGGUCUACAUGGGAAUCUAGACAGAGCAUCGCGACAUGUGGAUUUUGAAGAGUGGUUUCCUCGGGUUAAAUUGAAUUUAGAUUGGUGA